Messenger RNA from Clupea harengus (Atlantic herring), 2824 nucleotides. It is a transcript of the gene dorip1, whose product is annotated as dopamine receptor interacting protein 1. Lineage: Eukaryota; Metazoa; Chordata; Actinopteri; Clupeiformes; Clupeidae. The record is from RefSeq and is a predicted model, not a curated record.
GCGUACCUACGAAUCAUGUGUGCUACUGCUAUAUUUUUCGGUGGAGAAGCUGAACUAGCUAGCUAGUGAUAGAAAAUACUAGCCAGAUCUCGGGCUUUUGGCCGGACCAAAGACAUGAAGAAAUUCAAGAGACGAUGGAGAGUAAUUUCUGCUGUUUAAACGAAUCAGAUGACCUCAAUAUUUUAAUAUCUAAUUCCAGCGAGAGGUUGCAGAUUGAAAGGACCAAGACCCUGUUUGAGGAGAUCAGGGCUUCCCUUAAUAACAAUGAUGAAGAGGACCGUUCUUUCUGGAGGCCUGUGCUGCCAUGGGGCGGUGUGUACACCAUCCGGGCUGGUCGUAAGGCCAUCUCCUGCAUCCCCCUGUACGUUAAAGUCAGUCUGAAGAACACCUGCACCAUCGAUGGCUUCCUCAUGCUCCUUUACGUCAUCCUGCGGGACAACCAGACCUUCCCCAGGGAGGUGGGCGUGUUCCUGGGGCGAGAGUUUGUGGAGCACUUUCUCUAUCUCAUGGACUCGUACGACUACACCACCGUCAAGAUGCUGUGGAUCUUGGACCGCAUGUCGAAACAGCAGUACCGCUCAGUCAUCCACCAGGCGGCCCUGGAGAUUGACCUGUUCGGAAACGAGCACGAGAACUUCACUAAGAACCUCAAGGAGAUCAUGUCCACCAUGCAGGAGAGCCUAUGCACCAACUGGGAUUGUCAGGCUCGCUUUCAGGAGUUCCUAGAGAAGACCAUCAGCAUCAACCCUCCAAAUGAGCUACCUCAGAGGGAUCCAAUCCAGUCUGCAGUGGAUCAGUUCUUCUGCCCAAAAAAUGUGCUUUGUCAAGAGUUUGGCUGCGACGGGCUCCGGGAGUUCUCCCAGAGGGUUUUCAGCCACGGUCCCCCUCCCUUUAUUAUCCUCAACAUGCAGAUGUGGAAGUCGGAAGAGUUGUCCUACGUGCCCUACCAUCUGGCCCUGUCCCACUACAGAUACUCCCUAGAGGGCGCCACACUCUUUAACAAAGAGGAGCACCACUAUUCUGCGGCCUUUCAGAUUGACGGCUCCUGGAUGCACUACGACGGCCUCCGCAGCGACAACCUCAUCCUGCUCAACAAGCCGCCCGAACUCCUGCUGCUCUCUUCCCUCGUCUACGUCCGUUGCUCUGACAACAAGUGAGCUGCCGUGGCAACUGAGUCGGGGGUCACGGGGGGGGUCCAGAUUUCAGGUGUUGCGGAAUUUGAUCAAGUCAGUUUGCCAACCACUGCCACAUCAAUAAUGGCAUUUAGCAGCAAGAGCGGGGCUUGACUGAACGUUCCUCCGAGUGUCGGGGCAGAAAGCUGUUUGAGAGGCCUUGUUUCUUAUUUGUUUCUCAUGCCAUUAUUCUUGCAUUAAGCAUUUGUUCUCUUCUUGGUCUCUCUAAAUGUUUCUUUUGAAUGUCAGUAAUUGUGUUUCUUUAUAUGUUUCUUUCUCUUUUUGUCCUCCGAUGAGGUAACAUAUUUUGCAUUGGCUAUGUUUGCUAAGCUGUUUCUGUUAAGUUGCUCCUAUUUAUGAAAUUUUUGGUAAUUCCUUGAAUACUUUCCUAAUUGUGUUCUUCGAUUUGUCAAUGAUUGUUUCUUUUAAAAGUUGGCCAAUAUUUUUCUUUUUGGUUUGCAUUCUUGGAAUCCAAGAAAUGCGUUUUAUGGACUAUAAUAGUUCUGGGCUGUUAGGCACAGGCUGAAUGAGGAAAGCAUUUGGGAAAAAAAGAUCUGAACAUUGAUAAACAGCUUCAAGUUUGUUGGCUUUUUUCUCAUAGAUUUCAGCAGUGUGCUCAUUUAUUAGCUUGUUUUCCAUUCUCCCUUAAAGUCGAACAAAAUCUACUAGUAUGCUUGUGAGAAAUGGAACAGUUAAAAGGGUUUAUUUUAAGAAAUGAUUUGAUUUGAAAGAAGCACAGCAAUGAUGAAAUGCCUUGGCUUAAUUUAUUGUCCAAUACUUAUAUGGAUACUGGUUCUGAAUUUAGAAGUAAACUGGUCCUUUUUGUUGUGUUGUGCCAUUGAUUUACUAUGAUAAAUCAAGAUUACUGUAGGCACCAACUGAAAACUGCCAACCUUUCCAGUUGUUGGUUUGAGUUUUCCAGAAAACAUAUUGAAGUCUAAUAUUAGCCUAUAUAUCACUUAUGAAGUACUGUCUGAUAUUGUAAUGAUCACAAAUGUGUAGAGUCAAGGCCAUAUAUUUAACAGUACACAUUUUACAUUGUGAAAAUCAUGGUUGAUCUGUACUGAGAUUGGAAUAGGUCAGACACUCCAGGCAAUGAAUGCAAUGAACAUUGCCUAAAUGACACCAUUAUUAUAUUGGUUUUGUCAUUCAAUAUGUUCACUAGCGAGAAAGGGAAAAAGCAAGUGUUAUUUGCAGGUGGCACCAACAAUUUCAAGUUAUGCCAAUUUGUACCUGUUUGAAAGGCUUCCACUAUCAUGUUACAUGUUGUUGUUGCUACAAUAUCUGUCUUGUGCUAAACCAUAAUAAUGAUGCUAAAAUGUCCUGUGCUAAACCAUAAUAAUUUCACAGAAUCUACCACUAAGCUUUAGGGGGAAAAAAGUAACUGAAAUUGUAAUCAGUGAUUACAAUGCCCGAUAUGGUCAAUAAUCACUUUAAUCAAUAAUCACACAGUUGAUCAUGAGGAUUUGGUCCCUUCACAUGUACUUCUGAUCCAAGCUUAUGACUCCUACUUUGCUCUGUAAUAUAUAAUGUCUGUAACAGAUUUGCGGUUUCUAGUUUCUCCUUUGAGACAAAGGUAAAGUGUUUAACUAUGCAGCCCUUGUUUUUAAUACUACAAUUUGUUUUUUAAGCAAUACAAUAUUUUUAUACAC